Papilio machaon (common yellow swallowtail) is the source of this 796-nucleotide messenger RNA. Its product is annotated as bilin-binding protein. The record is from RefSeq and is a predicted model, not a curated record. Gene Ontology annotation, molecular function: pigment binding. NCBI's taxonomy places the organism in Eukaryota, Metazoa, Arthropoda, Insecta, Lepidoptera, Papilionidae. The transcript has 4 exons. Bases 86 to 682 code for a protein of 198 amino acids.
GAUGUUGCAUUUAGAUUUCGAAAAGAUCUCUUAAAGUGAGGCCGUCAGCGCUCCGAAACAAGCCGAAUUUAUUAAAAAAAGUAACAUGUUCCGCUACAUUGCUAUAGCAGUGUUGUUCGCUGCGGCGACUUCAGAAGUCAUAUUCGAGGGACCAUGUCCCGAUGUCAAGACGGUUGAGAAUUUCGAAUUCGAAGCUUACGGAGGAACAUGGUACGAAAUGGCAAGGUACCCUAACGCAGGGGAAGAGGACACUAAGGGCAAAUGUACAAUCGCUGAAUACACUGUAAAUGGCGAAAAAGGCAAGGUUAAGAACUCGCAUGUCAUCGAUGCGGUCCAACACGAUAUCUACGGUGAUCUGACACACGUCGCUCCUGGCAAGAUCAUGAUUACUUACACAUUUGGAGGAGUAUCCAAAAACUCUUACCUGUACGUAUUAGAUACGGACUACAAGAGCUACUCUAUCGGAUACAGCUGCAAAUACUUCAAGGAUGGCAACAAACAUCAAGUCUUGGCAUGGAUCAAGUCUAGAAGCAAGAAACUUGAUUGUGAAGCCAAAUACAAGAUCGACAACUUUUUGAGGACCUCCAAAGUAUUGGAUUCUGCCAGAUUCGUUCUGAACGAGCACUCGGAAGCCGCUUGUACCGCACCCACCAUCAAAACUAUCACCGAAUUCCUUAAGUGAAUAGAAAUAUAGUUAAGUAGAUUAAAUAGGUACAUAAUGUCAAUAAUAAACUUAAAAAUUCUAUAAAUUCAAAUGUUCUAUUUACAGUAAACUACAGAUAAAUAAAAUAAUAUA